Molecule: messenger RNA, 800 nt
Organism: Drosophila miranda
Lineage: Eukaryota; Metazoa; Arthropoda; Insecta; Diptera; Drosophilidae
Product: pre-rRNA-processing protein TSR2 homolog
Exons: 2
Coding region: 157-753 (198 amino acids)
Biological process (GO): maturation of SSU-rRNA from tricistronic rRNA transcript (SSU-rRNA, 5.8S rRNA, LSU-rRNA)
Cellular component (GO): nucleus
Source: RefSeq, a predicted model, not a curated record
UCUAUAUUUCACGUGUGUUUAUUUUUUAAGUGUUUUUCUGUGUUCUGUUUUGGUUAUUAGUCGAGAGAUCGACGAAUUUGUUUGAGCAAAGACAUUUUGGAACGCCCUUCGGUGCGGUAAUAUUGCAGGUUUCCCUUCAGUUUCUUCAGCUUUGCGAUGGCAGCCACACAACAAACGGAAUUCCAAAAGAAUUUUCGACUAAUUGUUGAGAAGAUCUUCAACAAUUGGCAGAACUUGAGGCUUGCCGUGGAGCAUGGCAUGGGCGGACGCAAUGGCCAGCAGGUGGCCAUCCAAAUCAUGGACUACACAUAUCAAUACUGUGUAGGCAACGAAAACAUCACGCAGGGCGAGCUCCAGGAGGUGCUCGAAGAGCUCAUGGACCAGGAAUUCAACACGCUGUGCGACGAUAAUUCCAUACCAGAAAUUUGUCGGAAUCUGCUGCGUUACAAGCAGAUGGCCCAGCAGAACCAAUAUCCAGAGAUUGAAACAGAGCUCAGCAAACUGCCACCCGGCAAAGAGUGGCUGCGUCCCGAUGUCAAAGUAACGUACACACCGGUAGACGGUGACUCGUCUUCGGACGACGACGAAGACAUGGACGAAGACGGCGAUGAUGAUGAUGAUGAAAUAGAUGAGAGCGAGGAAGAUGAGGCUCCUAGCGGCAGCGGCCGCGUCACUCGCUCUCAGACACGCAAGCAGAAGGCUGGGGAAUUCGUUGAGCCCGAAGAUGGCUGGACAACGGUCCGAAGAAAAUGAAUUUCUUGAACGGAAUAAAAGUAAUUUGUUAGUUUUUUUAGUUUUAA